UGCUUGUGAAAGCUACUAGCUCUCUCACGUCAUAGCAUACCGUUCGGUUAGGUCGUUGGUGUUGAACUGAGAACUGAGAUCCGUCCUUCUCAAGUGAAGUUAUUUAUUGUCGCAGCUCAGUAGCAGUCUAGAGACUUUCCGCUCACGUAUUGGUCGUUACUGCUUAGAAGAGUCAUUUGGAAUUCGUGCUACAGUAAUCGUGAUGGUGAAUUACCCCAUGAAGCCGCCUCGAAUAGAAGACGGCACGCUGUGCAUGCUCGGCGCGCGCACGCACAGCAGCUGCACGCUGCAUCUGCCUCCCGCUCCCCCUGUCGCACCCUCGCCCUUACUAGACUCACGAGCCCCGUUUCAGCAGCAGCAGAACGGGGGUGCCUCGCAGCGGCGUCACGAGCAGUUGAAUCAGUCGCUUCUAGGGGCGGCAGGGUCCACGUGGCCUGUCGUCCGCUCCGGCUUUAGCGCGGAUAAGGGCGGCCGGCAGCGGAUGGAGGACGCCCACGUGGCGGUGGAUGACUUGUCGCAGGCGAUUGGUGACGUGGCUGUUGCUCAUCCGCGAGCUUUCUACGGGAUCUUCGACGGCCAUGGCGGCGACGCGGCGGCGCAGUUCGCGCGGCAGAAGCUGCUGGGCCACGUGGUGCGCGACGCGGCGUUCCCGCUGCACGUGGGCAGCGCGCUGCGGAACGCGUUUCUGCGGACGGACCGCGAGCUAGAGACGGCGCGCACGCCCGAGGGGUACGCGAUGGAGUCGGGCACCACCGCGCUGGCCGUGCUGCUGCUGGGCAGGUCUCUGUAUGUGGCGAACGCGGGCGACUGCCGCGCAGUGCUGUGCCGCAGGGGGCAGGCGGUGGAGCUGUCGCGGGACCACCGCGCGGCGUGCCAGCACGAGCGGGCGCGCGUGGAGCGGGCAGGCGGGUGGGUGGUGGACGACUACCUCAACGACCAGCUGGCCGUCACUAGAGCGCUGGGCGACUGGCACCUCGAGGGGCUCAAGACGCGCCGAUCCUCCGCAGCUGCUGCAGCUGAUGCUGAUGCUUCUGGAGCUGCUACAACUGCUGCUACAGCUGCUGCUACAGAUGCUGCUACAGAUGCUGCUACAGAUGCUGCUACAGGCUGUGCGGCUGAGGGUGGUAGUCAUGCUGGGGGUAGUAGUGACGGUGAUGCGGCUGCCAGUAGAGCCAGUGGCGCGGCGUGUGCAGAGCCUGCUGCAGCGAGGGCGUCGCUGUCCUCCAUAUGCUCCCCGGGCAGUGACAGCGACAGCGACGUGGUAGAGGGGCCGCUUAUAGCGGAUCCGGAGGUGCACGAGGCGCAUCUGUCGAACCCCGAGGACGAGUUUCUUGUGCUGGCGUGCGACGGGCUGUGGGACGCCUUCAACAACGAGGGCGGCGGCAGCAAGGAGGUCGUGGCGUUCGCUCGCAGGCGCCUCAGACUGCACAACGACCCCCAGCAGUGCUCCAAGGAUCUAGUGGAGGAGGCCAUUCGGCGGCACGCGUGUGACAACGUGACGGUGCUCACAGUGUGCUUCUCGCCGGACCCCCCACCGCUGCUGCAGCACCAGGAGCUGCUGCACUCGCAGCUGCCGCGCAGCUUCUCCGAGUACAGCCUCAGAUGCCUCAACUGAAGGGGGGGGGGUUCUGGCGUGUUGCCGUGGCCUGGUGACAGGAUGCUGCUUCUAUUCUUUUCUGUGUGAGUUGUGCUGACCAGUAUGUCGCCGCACCGCUCCAGUUUUCUGCACGAUCCAGUCUGACUUGCGCCUCUCGACAUCCUGCAGGUUCUUGCUCUUCCUUCCAUUUAUUCAAGGACUGCCCAGGGUGCAUUUGAUGGUGUUGCCAUUGUGUUGCUCUUUCCGAAGCGUACCAGUAGCUGUGCGAUUGUGUGUGCGUGCGUGUGUUUAUAUAAGAUGUAUUGUAUUGUGUAUUCCAGAGGGUCAUUGCUUGUGGGAGUCUAGGCCAUGGCAUGUGACCAAUGGUAGGGUGAGCCUUGGCAAUGGCAUCUGUGUAAUCCAUUGCUAAUAGC
Molecule: messenger RNA, 2010 nt
Organism: Closterium sp. NIES-67
Lineage: Eukaryota; Viridiplantae; Streptophyta; Zygnematophyceae; Desmidiales; Closteriaceae
Source: the annotation of a GenBank genome assembly